UUUCAUCAUCAUCAUCAUCGCUUUCGAUCAAGUCUUUUUCUUUUUUAUACAAUCAUUUUUCUUUAUUUCAUUCAAUCACACAAAAUAAUUAAUUAAAAUCCCACUUAAUUUAGUAACCUAAAACACAAUAAUACAUGGGUAUGAAAUUCAAACUAGUCAAUUAUUGUUCAAUCAUCUCUAUUAUUCUUGCAUACUUGGCGUGUCUGUCCAAUGCACAACUUUCGUCUAAGCAUUACGCGUCAAGCUGUCCUAAUCUUGAAAAGAUUGUGCGUAAGACAAUGAAGCAAGCUGUUCAAAAGGAACAACGCAUGGGCGCUUCAAUACUUCGCUUGUUCUUUCAUGACUGCUUUGUCAAUGGUUGUGAUGCCUCUUUGCUACUAGAUGACACGUCUACCUUUACCGGAGAAAAAACAGCAAUUUCAAACAGAAAUAAUUCAGUACGGGGAUUUGAAGUUAUUGAUUCCAUCAAGACUAAUGUUGAAGCUUCUUGCAAAGCUACCGUCUCUUGUGCUGAUAUUUUAGCAUUAGCUGCUCGCGAUGGUGUUUUUCUGUUAGGAGGGCCCUCAUGGAAAGUUCCACUAGGAAGAAGGGAUGCAAGAACAGCAAGCCUAACAGCAGCAACAAAUAACCUUCCACCAGCAUCAUCAAGCCUCUCUAAUCUCACCACACUCUUCAACAAUAAAGGUUUAUCACCUAAAGACAUGACCGCCCUCUCCGGCGCCCACACCAUCGGCUUAGCACGUUGUGUAAGCUUCCGACGCCAUAUCUACAACGAUACUGAUAUCGACGCCAACUUCGCAGCCACACGUAAAGUGAAUUGUCCUUUGUCAAAUAAUACUGGAAACACUAACUUGGCACCUCUUGAUCUUCAAAGCCCUACCAAGUUUGAUAAUAGUUAUUACAAGAACCUUAUUGCCAAACGUGGCCUUCUUCACUCUGAUCAAGAACUUUACAAUGGAGGAUCACAAGAUGCCUUGGUUACACGUUAUAGUAAAAGUAAUGCUGCCUUUGCUAAGGAUUUUGUGGCUGCUAUUAUUAAGAUGGGUAAUAUUAGUCCUUUAACUGGUUCUAGUGGAGAAAUUCGAAAGAAUUGUCGAUUCAUUAAUUAAUUUUAUUUGGUUACUCAUAUAUCUUACUUUUGUUGAGAAUAAUGUAGUUAUUCUCCUAUAUAAUAGAGCUAAUUAAUAUUCUUAGCUACUCCGUACUUCUGUAAGUCUGUUUCAAAGUAAUUAAUCGUUUUCCUAAGUCUAA
Messenger RNA from Spinacia oleracea (spinach), 1251 nucleotides. Its product is annotated as peroxidase P7. Gene Ontology annotation, molecular function: heme binding; peroxidase activity. The coding region runs from base 135 to 1109 and encodes 324 amino acids. Gene Ontology annotation, biological process: response to oxidative stress; hydrogen peroxide catabolic process. The transcript has 3 exons. The record is from RefSeq and is a predicted model, not a curated record. NCBI's taxonomy places the organism in Eukaryota, Viridiplantae, Streptophyta, Magnoliopsida, Caryophyllales, Amaranthaceae.